Messenger RNA from Cynara cardunculus var. scolymus (artichoke), 1488 nucleotides. RefSeq names its product protein TRIGALACTOSYLDIACYLGLYCEROL 2, chloroplastic. Gene Ontology annotation, molecular function: phospholipid binding; lipid carrier activity. NCBI's taxonomy places the organism in Eukaryota, Viridiplantae, Streptophyta, Magnoliopsida, Asterales, Asteraceae. The transcript is spliced from 5 exons. Bases 97 to 1263 code for a protein of 388 amino acids. Gene Ontology annotation, cellular component: chloroplast inner membrane. The record is from RefSeq and is a predicted model, not a curated record.
UCCAGAAAUACAAUUGCUCUAAUUUCUCUCUUCUAUCCCCUACUCCCUUCUCUUCAACCUCAAUUCUCUCCCAUUUCUUUUGAUCAUUGAAUAAAAAUGGUUGCGAAUGUUACAGGAAACAUUCCAAUUUGCCCAACGAUGCUAGCUGCACAAUGGGUCUCUCCCAAAUCCCGUUUUAUUGCCCUAAAUACAUUACCACCAUCAAUAUCCCCAAAAAGGCACCCACUUACUGUAAAAGCUGCGUCUCAAGAUACCGAAAACACCCAACAACCCUCAUCGUCGUCGUCUUUAGAAAGCAAUAAGAAGAACCCACUUGCCGUUGCUCUCGAUGUUCCUCAGACUCUCUGGAAACAAACGUUGCGCCCACUCAGCGAUUUUGGGUUCGGUAGGAGGAGCAUUUGGGAAGGCGGGGUUGGAUUGUUUUUGGUUUCUGGCACUGCGUUACUUGCACUUAGUUUGGUCUGGUUACGAGCUUUUCAAUUGAAGUCUAGGUUCAGAAAAUAUGUUGCCGUCUUUGAAUUUUCUCAGGCUUGUGGGAUUUCCACUGGAACCCAAGUGCGGAUCAGAGGAGUCACUGUUGGUAACGUUAUUCGUGUUAAUCCUUCUUUGAGAAGUAUUGAAGCUGUUGUAGAGGUUGAAGAUGAUAAAACGAUUAUACCCAGAAAUUCAUUGAUUGAGGUGAAUCAAUCUGGUCUUUUAAUGGAAACCAUGAUCGAUAUUACACCUCGAGAUCCAAUUCCAACACCUUCAGUUGGGCCUUUGGAUCCAGAUUGUGUGAAAGAAGGUGUGAUUUUGUGUGAUAGAGAAAAGCUGAGAGGAUAUCAAGGUGUAAGCUUGGAUGCAUUAGUUGGGAUUUUUACUCGCCUUGGAAGGGAAGUAGAACAAAUUGGAGUUGCUAACACUUAUGCAUUGGCUGAACGAGCUUCAUCUGUUAUCGAAGAAGCAAGACCAUUGCUUUUGAAGAUCCAGGCCAUGGCCGAGGAUGUUCAACCGUUGCUGGCUGAGGUUCGUGAUAGUGGUUUGCUGCAGGAAGUUGAAAGUUUAACCAAAAGUCUGACUCAAGCAUCAGAGGAUUUGAGAAGGGUACAUUCGUCAAUUAUGACGCCCGAAAACACCGAGUUGAUUCAGAAGUCAAUAUACACCCUUGUAUUCACUUUGAAGAAUAUUGAGAGUAUAAGUUCCGAUAUUUUGGGAUUUACGGGCGAUGAAGCUACGAGAAAGAAUUUGAAGUUGGUGAUCAAGUCACUCAGCAGGCUUUUGUGAAGAUUUGAUACAAGAACAACAACAAUUGCUGAGUUUCUGAUUGUGAAAAUGUCUAUAGAUCUUCCUGUUGUGAUUGGGUUUUUUAGUAUGCCUAUUAUUGUGUGAUACUACACAUUUUGUUAGUUGAGUCGAGUUCGGGUUUUCAAGUAGGAUUGAAUCUCUGAAAUGGUACCUGCUACUUUGUAUUACAUGAUUUUUAAAUAGGACGUUUUUAUUUUAAAAAAA